AUUCAACCUUAUAAUUAACAAAGAAGUAGGACAUAAAUAUGACGCCUAAGUCCACUACUCCACCACCAGGGGACUCUCAUAAUGAUAUCUCCAUAAAUGUGGGCACUCCAUCCCCUCGCAAGGACUUGGUGUUGACACUGUCUCGUACUCUGAGUGUACCAUCAACUAAAAAGUCUCUUGGAGGAUUAUCACGAUCGGGUUCUGUAAGAUCUAAGGGAUUUAAUUUAAAUCUAGCUGUAUCACCAUCAGGUUCCACACCUUCAACACAAGUUCCAACAUCAUCAGGAUUAAGAAAAUCUUGUAGUAUAACCACCAAUAGUCUUCAACAAGUUACAGAAGAUCCUUCACCAUUUCCAAGUAUGUCACCUACACCUAACUCGAUUACUACUGAAUUGAAAUAUGAUUUACCAUUACCUCUGCAAGAUCAACUUGUAAGUAUGAAUAUUGAUGAACAAUUAAGGUUGCUAGCCCUAAAGGAAAUGGCUGUAGUAGAAAUCAAAGAUGCAGUAAAUAAUCUCAAUAAGAAACUAGAAAAGCACGAUAAGGAGCUACAUGGACUACGAGAAAUCAUUCAAAGGUCACUAUAUAAGGAAUUAACUAUUUCUGCUACGAAAAAUGCCGAGUCAGGUGAUGCCAAUUCCCCAGCAUCAAGACCAAGACAGAAUAGUAAUCCCCGUGAUGAAGCUAUAGCAAGUAUAAAAAAUAGAAGGAGAAGAACUCUUUCAUCGAAUUCUCAUCCUAACAUUGCUGGGAUCUUGAACAGCUCUGAGCCAGGCAUAGAUGAUGGAGAUAUAAAGUCUAAUUCCAAGAUUUGGAGUAGUCUUAGUAAACCUUUGAAUUUCAUUCAGCAAAUUGAUACAAUGUUACUGAAUGAGUUUGAAAAGUCAUUGAUACCAACUACUAGCGCUACUAAUCCCUCAAAUUCUUAUAACCCUCGACGUUCGGAAGAUUCUAUCUCCAGUUAUGGUUCGUCUGUGCCAUCACCUUUGAAAUCCAAAUCUUCUUCUAUGAAUACAAAUCCAGAUAUCGAUCAGUAUUUGAAUACAGAAUAUGGUGCACCUGCAGUCAAAAGUAAUGCUGAAGAUAUGAUUCAUACUGUAUCUUCAUCUAUAUGGACGUUUGUUAAUGAUGUCAAGACCAAUGUCUUAGCAUCUCUACGAGAAGAAGAUUAUGAUUAUAAAGGUAACGGUUCAACGGUUUCACCUCCAACUAUAUAUAAUCUUGAUACGGGAUCAACUGUAAGCUUGGAUAAGAGUAGUGAUCUUGAUAAAGAUAUAGGUAAUGACACCACAGGUAAUGACACCACAGGUAAUGACACCACAGGCAAUGACACUAUAAUUUCGCUUAAUGGACGAUUAGAUGAUGACGAGGUGGAGGUUUAAUCCUCAAAAAUAGAUGUUUGGUUACUUUAGAUGUUGUUCUGGUUAUUUUUGGUUAAUCGGUUCGGUUUUGGUAUGUUUUGGUUUAGUUACGGUUAGAUACAUUUAUAAGUCGGUU
This is a messenger RNA of Scheffersomyces amazonensis, 1497 nucleotides long. RefSeq lists its product as uncharacterized. Bases 39 to 1382 code for a protein of 447 amino acids. The transcript has a single exon. NCBI's taxonomy places the organism in Eukaryota, Fungi, Ascomycota, Pichiomycetes, Serinales, Debaryomycetaceae. The record is from RefSeq and is a predicted model, not a curated record.